Messenger RNA from Bipolaris sorokiniana ND90Pr, 636 nucleotides. RefSeq lists its product as uncharacterized. The transcript is spliced from 4 exons. NCBI's taxonomy places the organism in Eukaryota, Fungi, Ascomycota, Dothideomycetes, Pleosporales, Pleosporaceae. The coding region runs from base 1 to 636 and encodes 211 amino acids. The record is from RefSeq and is a predicted model, not a curated record. Gene Ontology annotation, molecular function: hydrolase activity.
AUGUGUGGUCGUUUCAACCUCUUAUUACCAGCCAACCAUAAUACAAUACCGCUGUCCAAAUGCUGCGUUGAGGGUACACUCUGGGACGGCGAGCCUGUAGGACAAGAGAAAACGUAUGCGGGCCAAUGGACAUACGUGUCUGGAAAUAACAAUCAAGUCGCCAUUUGGAUAGUGUAUGACGCGUUUGGUUUCGGUGGCGAGGUGCUUCCGACGGAAAUCCUAAAGGAUACGUCGCAACUAAAUAAGAUCGACUUGCCUGGGUUUUUGAGUCGCAACUCAAAGGAGAUUCGAGAACCUGAGCUUCUCAGCGGCAAUGGCUUAGUGGACUGCAUCUCAACAGCACAUCCGUCGUUGUUGGAGAUGGAAAUAGAAAAAGUGGGUGUGCCAGUUCAGAUCCUCGCGCCUGAGAACAAUUUCAUGUUUUUGCCAGACAUGAAGGCAUUCGUUAACAUGGUGAUUCCGAACUUAGGGGUGCCGUACGACUACCAGCAUUUUUCCGGGGUGGAGCACGGGUUCGCAACGAGAGGCGAUAUGAAUUCCCAUGAAUACAACGCCGCAGUUCGGGCUCAUUGUGCUACAAUCGAUUGGUUUAAGCUAUGGUUACAUAAACAACCGGAUUGGAAUCAAGGGGUUUGA